AUGGGUAGGCUUGCAAAGGACAACUGGAAGCCUACGGUCAAUGUCGUGACCUGGUUUCUCAUGACUACGGCCAUCCUCUGCGUUCUCACUCGGCUGGGCACCAAGUACUGGAUCUUCCGACGGUGGACGACAGAUGACUACCUCAGUAUAGUCUCGAUGGUACUGUGCGCGGCGCAGUCUCUGGCCUUGUCGAUGGCCACGGCCCAUGGAUAUGGUGAGCAUUAUGGCGGGUUAUCAGGGGCAGCCGUGGACCACAUCUUGAAAUCACAAUACGCUGCAGCUAUUCUCUUUAUCAUGACGAUGUGUCUUUCGAAAUUAGCCCUUAUCCACUUUAUCUGGAGCGUGACACCAGCUACAUCCGACCGUCGCAUUGCCAUCGGGUUAGAAAUCUUCACAGUCCUGUGGGCUGUAGCAAGUGUUAUCGCCUCCAUCUUCCAGUGCACGCCGCCUCGAACAUGGGACUAUCUGAGUGGACAAUGCUUCAACAUGAGCGCGUGGUGGAACUAUCUUGGAGCAACGAAUAUUCUGUCCGAGUCGGGGAUCAUUGUCCAGGCCCUUCUGAUUAUCGUUGGGAUCCAGGCAAACUGGACGAAGAAAGGCACUUUAGCGACUAUCUUUGGACUUCGUAUAUUUGUGAUCGCCGCCAUUAUCGGUCAACUGAUCUAUAUCAACAAAACCAUUACUUCCAAAGAUCCCACGUUCGAUACUUGGGCGGCUACCAUAUCGACACAACUUGUUCAAUGCUUGAGCGUCGUAACUGCCUGCUCCCCACAGUUCAAACCGUUCAUGGAUAGUUUGCGCUCCACGGGCAUGCGCAUUGACGGAUUGACAAGUUACCAUAUGGCAUCGACGAAGCGACAUGGAUUAUCCUCGUUGCGUUAUCACUCAACGUUUCAUGGCAGUGAGACUCACGAGCUUACUCCAGUACGCCCUGUCAAGGACACAUAUGAGACAACAAUCACCGCGUCAGGAGCGAUCUCCGACGGGGACGCAGAGAGUCAGUCAAGCGAAACCCAUAUCAUUCGGGAGGUCAGGACCUUCGCGGUGACCGAGUCAGUGCGCGAUCGUCGUGAUUAG
Aspergillus pseudonomiae is the source of this 1077-nucleotide messenger RNA. RefSeq lists its product as uncharacterized. Lineage: Eukaryota; Fungi; Ascomycota; Eurotiomycetes; Eurotiales; Aspergillaceae. The transcript has 4 exons. The coding region runs from base 1 to 1077 and encodes 358 amino acids. The record is from RefSeq and is a predicted model, not a curated record.